UCAGCUUUGAGCUUCUCUCUCAACGACAGAACUCAAGCUUUCAACACUAUAAAUUUUUUUAUUCUUAAAUCUUGUUUUGUCUUACCAUCAUUACCAAAUCAUGCAAGCCGCUACGUCGUGUGAUCUCAAGUUCCGAUCAACAACUCCGACGGCUAGGAACAAAUGUUUCUCUCACGCGAUUCCAAAGCGCGUGGCUGUUACGUGCGGUUAUAGGUCGGAGUCGUUUAGCUUCCCUAACGGUGUCUCCGUGAGUCGAUCUGAUUGGCAAAGCUCAUGUGCCAUUUUAUCUAGCAAAGUUGCUUCUGUUGAAAAUCCCGGUGGUUUAGCCGACAAGAUCGCCGCCGUUAAUGGUCACACGAACGGCUCUGUUAAUCUUGGUAUCGUCGCCGUUGAGUCUACUAACGGAAAAUUAGCUCCGGUUCAGCCGUUGACUAUUACGGAUCUAUCUCCGGCACCGUUGCAUGGUUCUAGUCUACGUGUAGCUUAUCAAGGAGUUCCCGGUGCGUACUCGGAGGCAGCUGCCGGAAAAGCUUAUCCGAAUUGCGACGCAAUUCCUUGUGACCAGUUCGACGUUGCUUUUCAGGCGGUGGAGCUUUGGAUCGCUGAUAGAGCUGUGCUUCCGGUGGAGAACUCACUCGGUGGUUCGAUUCAUCGGAACUAUGAUCUCCUCCUCCGUCACCGUCUUCAUAUUGUUGGAGAAGUUCAGAUUCCGGUUCACCAUUGCCUCCUUGCACUCCCGGGAGUCCGAACGGAUUGUGUUUCGCGGGUGAUCUCUCACCCGCAGGCGCUAGCCCAGACGGAGCACUCACUCGAUGUUCUCACCCCACAUGCCGCGCGUGAGGCUUUCCAUGACACAGCGGCUGCUGCGGAAUACAUCGCAGCCAACGACCUACAUGACACGGCAGCUGUAGCGAGCGCACGCGCCGCUGAGCUCUACAACCUUCAGAUAUUAGCUGAUGGAAUUCAAGACGACCCGGGGAACGUCACGCGCUUCCUAAUGUUAGCGCGUGAGCCAAUAAUCCCACGCACUGACCGACCGUUCAAGACUAGCAUCGUCUUUGCUGCGCAAGAGCACAAAGGAACCAGUGUUCUCUUCAAAGUUCUCUCAGCCUUCGCUUUCAGAGACAUUAGCCUGACCAAGAUCGAGUCCCGGCCUCAUCACAACCGCCCGCUAAGGGUCGUUGGUGACGGGAGCUUCGGGACAUCGAAGAACUUCGAGUAUAUGUUUUACGUGGAUUUUGAAGCGUCGAUGGCGGAGCCGCGUGCACAGAACGCGCUUGCGGAGGUUCAAGAGUACACGUCGUUCCUAAGGGUGUUGGGAAGUUACCCCAUGGAUAUGACACCAUGGUCCAUGACAUCCACAGAAGACGCAUGACCCCAUCGCCAAAAACAAACACACCAAUAAAUUUAUUAAAUUAUU
Messenger RNA from Arabidopsis arenosa, 1420 nucleotides. Lineage: Eukaryota; Viridiplantae; Streptophyta; Magnoliopsida; Brassicales; Brassicaceae. The record is from the annotation of a GenBank genome assembly.